GGUAAGAGGAGCAAAGAGAAUGGUAUAGGCAUAUCGGUCCUAUUCAUUAUCAACCGAGAGGGAAAUGUCGACCACGAUCAGUAGUUGCAAUAAGAGCAAGAUCCUCGUCUUCGGAGGUACCGGUUACCUCGGCAAGCAUGUCGUGGGGGCAAGCGUGUCGUUCGGCCACCCCACCUUCGUCUUCGCUCGGCCAGCCACCCCUCAAACGCCUCCCUCCAAUCUGCACCUUCGUGACGAACUUCGAUCACUCGGUGUUACUCUGAUCGAGGGAGAACUAGAGGAGCAUGAGAAGAUGGUGUCCGUGCUCAAACAGGUUGAUAUCGUGAUCUCCGCGCUCCCAAAUCCUCUCACUCCCGAUCAAAUCAAUAUAGUCGAUGCCAUAAUCGCCGCCGGCAACAUAAAGAGGUUCGUACCAUCCGAGUUUGGGUGCGAUGUGGACAGGACCACCACCCUCCCGCCAUUCCAGGCAUGCCUGGAUAAGAAGAAGAAGAUGAGGAGGCUCAUCGAAGCAUCUGGCAUUCCCUACACCUUCGUGUGUGCCAAUUGCUGCGCCUCAUACUUCAUCAAUCUUCUGCUUCACCCUCACGACCCUCGACCUGACCUCGUUGUCUAUGGGACUGGAGAAGCAAAGACUGUGCUUAAUUAUGAGCAAGACAUUGCUGAAUACACGAUCAAAGUGGCGAAUGAUCCGAGGACGUGCGACCGUGUCGUGAUUUUCCGUCCGCCGGGGAACGUGGUCUCUCAGAAUGAGUUGAUCUUGUCGUGGGAGAAGAAAACGGGUCGGAGUUUCGAGAAAGCACUCAAGCAAGAGGACGAGAUGAUCAAGCUCUCCCAGACCUUGCCGAGCCCGCAUAACAUAUGGGUGUCCAUCAUGCACUCCGUGUUCGUGAAGGGAGAUUUGAUGAGCUUCGACCUAGACGAGAACGACCUCGAAGCUUCGUGCUUGUAUCCCGAAAUUGAGUACACCACCGUCGACCAGCUCCUCGAUAUAUUCCUCGUCGACCCUCUAGAGCCUGCUUGCACUCCAUUGGAAUGAUCGGCCGCACUUGAGCACGCGACUCAUUGUUCUAACUACAUAUGUCGACGGCGAUAGUCGCGACUUUGCAUGGAAGACAGUUCACGCAUCCUCGUGUAAUUAUGAUCAUUCCUCUCGUUUGAAAGCGCUUGAACUCGAAUUGUGGCCGGUCGGAUCGUGCUUUGUUCAUCAGGUUGGUGAUUAAGUUAGUAUAGACAGAAUGUAGUCGUAAUGUUUGUGGUUAUGUGAUGUGAUGCAUUACUGCGAAAUGAAGUCCGCAUAUGUGUCGUCAAA
This is a messenger RNA of Syzygium oleosum, 1309 nucleotides long. RefSeq names its product eugenol synthase 1-like. NCBI's taxonomy places the organism in Eukaryota, Viridiplantae, Streptophyta, Magnoliopsida, Myrtales, Myrtaceae. The transcript is spliced from 5 exons. Gene Ontology annotation, molecular function: oxidoreductase activity. The record is from RefSeq and is a predicted model, not a curated record. The coding region runs from base 65 to 1036 and encodes 323 amino acids.